GAUGACGCAUUUCCGGUGUACGGUGUAGGUAGGGUUGCUGUGUCAGAGCCUUCUGCGCCCCCCCCCCCCGCCUCCCCUCCCCCACUCCCCUCCCGCCUGCUCGGUUCACUCACGAGCACCUCUUUCCUCUCCCCGGUCUCCUGCUCUCACUUGCUACAGUCACCGCAAAAACUCCCGGCGUGUGGGUCGAGAGCUUAGCUGGGGUGGUCUCUACCCGCCCCUUUCCCGGCCUCCCUUUUGGGGAAUUUGCGGGACAAGCACUGUGUCCGUUUCCUGGGAUUCCCCCCCGGGCGCACUCCCUACCCCCCUCCCUUUAUCCCCGCACUGCCUGGCGGAUUCGGGGCCAUGGCGAGCGGCGGGGGCAGGUACCGGCUGAGUUGCUCGCUCCUGGGCCACGAGCUGGACGUGCGGGGCGUGGUAGCCGGCCUUUACCCGCCAGGGGCCUUCGUGUCUGUGUCCCGCGAUCGCACCACCCGCCUGUGGGCCCCGAACAGUCCUAACAGGGGUUUUACUGAAAUGCACUGUAUGAGUGGACACUCCAAUUUUGUUUCUUGUGUAUGUAUCAUACCAUCAAGUGACAUCUAUCCUCGGGGACUAAUUGCCACAGGUGGAAAUGAUCAUAAUAUUUGCAUAUUCACACUGGAUAGUUCAUCACCACUUUAUAUACUGAAAGGUCACAAAAACACUGUUUGUAGCCUUUCAUCUGGAAAAUUUGGAACGUUACUUAGUGGCUCAUGGGAUACUACAGCCAAAGUCUGGCUCAAUGACAAAUGCAUGAUGACCUUACAGGGUCAUACAGCAGCAGUAUGGGCAGUGAAAAUAUUGCCAGAACAAGGUUUAAUGUUGACUGGAUCAGCAGACAAAACUAUUAAACUUUGGAAAGCUGGAAGGUGUGAAAGAACAUUCUCUGGUCAUGAAGACUGUGUGAGAGGUUUAGCAAUUCUAAAUGAAACAGAAUUUCUUUCCUGUGCAAAUGAUGCCAGCAUUAGAAGAUGGCAAAUCACUGGAGAGUGUCUUGAAGUAUUUUAUGGGCAUACAAAUUAUAUUUAUAGUAUAUCUGUUUUCCCAAAUUGUAAAGAUUUUGUGACAACAGCAGAAGACAGAUCUCUGAGAAUCUGGAAACAAGGGGAAUGUGCUCAAACUAUCAGACUUCCAGCGCAGUCUAUUUGGUGCUGCUGUGUGCUAGAAAAUGGUGACAUUGUGGUUGGUGCGAGUGAUGGCAUUAUCAGAGUGUUUACAGAAUCAGUGGAACGGAUAGCCAGUCCUGAAGAACUUCAGGCCUUUGAAAAUGAACUUUCUCGGGCAACCAUUGAUUCAAAAACUGGUGAUUUGGGGGAUAUUGAUGCUGAGCAGCUUCCGGGAAGAGAGCAUCUGAAUGAACCUGGUACUAGAGAAGGACAGACACGUCUGAUCAGAGAUGGGGAGAAAGUUGAAGCCUAUCAGUGGAGUGUUAGUGAUGGAAGGUGGUUGAAGAUUGGUGAUGUUGUUGGCUCAUCUGGAGCUAAUCAACAAACGUCUGGAAGAGUUUUAUAUGAAGGAAAAGAAUUUGAUUAUGUUUUUACCAUUGAUGUCAAUGAAAGCGGGCCCUCCUAUAAGUUGCCAUACAACACCAGUGAUGAUCCUUGGUUGACAGCAUACAACUUUUUGCAGAAGAAUGACUUAAAUCCCAUGUUUUUGGAUCAAGUGGCCAAAUUUAUUAUUGAUAACACAAAAGGGCAGACAUUAGGAAAUGUGAACACUGACUUUUCAGAUCCUUUUACAGGUGGUGGUCGUUAUGUUCCAGGUUCUUCUUCUGGAUCAGACAUGUUACCUGCUGCAGAUCCUUUUACAGGUUCAGGUCGUUACCUUCCUGGUUCAACAAGCAGCACUGGAGUACCUUCAGCUGGAGUUGACCGAUUUAUAGGUAGUGGUGUCUUCCAGUCAGAUCCAUUUAAAACACUAAAUAUAUAUUUUCCCAAAAAGGAAGCUGUCACAUUUGAUCAGGCCAACCUGACACAAAUAUUGGGUAAAUUGAAAGAACUUAAUGGAACUGCGCCUGAAGAACAGAAGUUAACUGAAGAUGACUUGAUACUUCUUGAAAAGAUACUAUCUCUAACAUGUAAUAGCUCUGCAGAAGGACCCACAGCUCACCAGCUUCAGACUUUGUGGAAAGCCAUUAACUGGCCUGAAGAUAUCGUCUUUCCAGCACUUGACAUUCUUCGGUUGUCAAUUAGGCAUCCCACUGUGAAUGAGAAUUUCUGCAAUGAAAAGGAAGGUGCUCAGUUCAGCAGUCACCUCCUCAAACUUCUGAAUCCUAAAGGAAAACCGGCAAACCAAUUGCUUACACUCAGGACUCUUUGCAAUUGCUUUAUCGGCCAGGCAGGACAGAGGCUCAUGUUGGCACAGAGAGAAUCAUUACUAUCACAAGCAAUAGAACUGAAAUCAGGCAGCAAUAAGAACAUUCAUAUUGCACUGGCUACGUUGACUCUGAACUAUUCUGUUUGUUUACAUAAAAACCAUAAUAUUGAAGGUAAAGCUCAAUGCCUCUCAGUAAUCAGCACAGUCUUGGAAGUUGUGCAAGACCUUGAAGCCACUUUUAGACUCCUUGUGGCUCUUGGGACACUGAUCAGUGACGAUUCAAAUGCUGUGCAAUUAGCCAAGUCUUUAGGAGUUGACUCCCAAAUAAAAAAAUAUGGCUCAGUAUCAGAACCAGCUAAAGUAAGUGAAUGCUGUAGGUUUGUCCUUAAUUUGCUGUAAUUGUUUUUACUAUAUGGGGACCUAAAGUUAUGCCUUGAUUAGUGCUUUUUUUUUCAUAUUUUACAUGACUGGAUAUAAUUGAAAAAUACUGUGGAUGAAGUAAAACUUAAUUAAGUUCUGUUGAGUGGGAGGGAAAACAAAUAAAAAACAAUUUUUGCACUAAUCACGAAUUGUGAUACUUUCCUGUAUGGCUGUGGGUAGAUUGUAUAAAACAAAUAAACAUAAGGAAGUUUGAUGAAACAGAAAUUUGUAAAAUAUAGGGGAUAUUUUUAAUCACUACCCAAUCAAAAAAGAAUGAAAGGACUGAUUUGGGAGAGUGUCAUUUGCCUGAAUUUUUCCUUUAUACACAACACAGAAUUCUUUGUUGUUGGCUUUUUAUUCUGGUUCACCAAUUUUCAUUGAUAAUUAUCAACAACAUUGAUUUAUUUCAGAGCUUGAGAAUACACAUUUAAACAUUUUAACUAAGUGUAUUAGAAAAUAGGUAUUGGACAAGGGAGCAUGGUAUAGUGGAAAGAAUACUGGCCUUGGAGUCAGGAGUCCUGGGUUCACAUUUUGCUUUGGAGACUUACUGGCUGAGUGACCUGGGCAGUUCUCUUAAGGACCUUGAAUUUUAAUUUUCUCAUUUGCAACAUAGGUCUGAUAACAUUUGUACUACCGGGAUCAAAGGAUUGUUGUGAAGACAGCACUUUGUAAACAUUAAAUCACUGUGGAAAUGUGAGUUCUUAGUAGAGAAGAUGUUUGUUUUCCAUGCAAAUACGUGGAGUAAAUCACUUAAUCUCAUAUAUGCUGUAUAAUUUCAGACAAAUCUGGCACCUAAAAUUGUCCCAGUCCUGCAUUCCAGUCUUGUUUUCCCUGACAUUAUUUGGAGUAUUUGAUUUUUCUCUCUAAUUUUGACACCUGCUAGUUUAUGCCAGGUCAUCAGUUUGUUCCAAAUAUAAACUGAAUUUUAGAUGGCCAUUGCUGAAGUUAAUGCAAUAACUGGUUAUGGUUUGAUGAUGAUUUGUCAAAGAAAGGUUAAAUUAUACUCUCCAUGCCCAUCCACAUAAACAGAGAAGUCUACGUUUAUAUAUUAGUGGAGAAAAGCUUUUUUUUCUUAGUAUGUUAACACAACUAUUUUUAUUUUAGUUACAAUUUGCAUGCAUUCAUUUGCACAUUAUUAUAGAAUUAUGUGUCCUUGAACUAUUUUCCUGGCUGUCACAGAUUUUUAAAAUUGUUUUUUAAACUUCAUGAGGCCACUUUUUUUCUUAUUUAAAAAAAAAUCGCUGAUGCUUUUUGCACCAUAGUAAUUUUCGAGUAUUACCUAGUUGAAUGUUGUCCUAAUGUUGGAAAAACUGCUAAGUAAAAAUGACCAGCUUGUCCAUAGUUCU
Trichosurus vulpecula (common brushtail) is the source of this 4103-nucleotide messenger RNA. It is a transcript of the gene PLAA, whose product is annotated as phospholipase A2 activating protein. Gene Ontology annotation, cellular component: cytoplasm; nucleus. The record is from RefSeq and is a predicted model, not a curated record. Gene Ontology annotation, biological process: ubiquitin recycling; proteasome-mediated ubiquitin-dependent protein catabolic process. The transcript is spliced from 14 exons. NCBI's taxonomy places the organism in Eukaryota, Metazoa, Chordata, Mammalia, Diprotodontia, Phalangeridae. Bases 346 to 2736 code for a protein of 796 amino acids. Gene Ontology annotation, molecular function: ubiquitin binding.